Messenger RNA from Cuscuta europaea, 2995 nucleotides. NCBI's taxonomy places the organism in Eukaryota, Viridiplantae, Streptophyta, Magnoliopsida, Solanales, Convolvulaceae. The record is from the annotation of a GenBank genome assembly.
UCAAACCAGACCAGUUCAGACCAGACCAGACCAGACCAGACCAGACCAGUUCAGACCAGACCAGAUCAGACCAGACCAGCAAAUUACGGUCCAAGUAAAAACAUCCUAAGAAACAACAUCAAUCAUUAAGUUAUGAAGGGUAAGGAUGUUAAAGAAGAAGAAAUUACCAAAUUACGGGAAUCUCCCGUCUGACAAGCCAAAAUACGGGAGUUCCGUUUAGGUUACCAAAUUACGGUAGUCGGAAUUGGCAAUUCCGACUGGAGGAGAAGUCCAAUCCGACUAGAGGUAAGUGCCAAUUUAAUUAAAAAAAACCUAGUCGGAAUUGGGGAAUCCGACUAGGGUAUUUUUGAUUUUUUUUUUAAAACAAUGGAUUAAAGCGGAUAAAAUUUAUUAAAAACCUAGUCGGAAUUGGGAAAUCCGACUAGGGUAUUUUGAUAUAUUUUUUAAAAAAUGACGUGUUUAAUUGUGGUUCGAACAUUUUACCAACCAACUCGUAUAUUUGGGAGUUUUGUUUUCAUUUUAUUGUUUGCACUACGUGUUUUAUUUGUAUUCCUUUAUUCUACCAACUGCAUUUAUAUGGUUACCGUACGUACCCCAAUAGCUCCUAUAAAAUGAGUUCAUUUCUUUUCAAAAUUUUCACUCCAAAAAAUAACCCUUCUUUCUCUCUUGAUAUAUUUAUUACAUUUUCUGUUUAGGCAUUCUUCUCUCAUAUAAAAAUGUCUAGUGAGGGAAAUAUUGUUGUUAUGGUUCAUUGGAAUCAGGGGCGGAUCAUAGUGAGGGCAGAGGUGGGCUUCAGCCCAGCCCAAUUUUUUUAUUUUUAUUAAUAUAGGUAUAGCUUCAAUUAUUAGCCCACCCCAAAAUUUAUGUCCAGCCCACCCCAACCCAAGCCUACCAGACCUGCGGCCUUCCGAAUGCGAACUGGCCGAACUGCGCGAGAUUUGCGAAGAACAAAUGUCUAAGAGAUGAAGACAUGCGGCCAGAAGCCGCGCCGCCUUCCACGUGUCAAGGGCCCUGUGCCGCUGCGUCGGCCGUCUUCCCUGUCCAGCUCUGAGCUUUCCUAUCUGAAUUGAGCAAUUGGCGAAUUUGAUUCUGCGGUGAUGCCUCCAGCUCCAGUCUCCAGGUGAGAAGAGCUGAGCCAGUUGGAUCAAGAAUCCCCACUUAAUCCCAAGCAAGAGCACCUACUAGCAAAUCAAAAUUUGUGAUCUGCCAAAUUUCCAGGAAUUUCAAAUGGAGCAAAACAUUCCGCGCCCAGGGCCUGUUAACCGUUCACUACUCACGUUGCCACUGUGUGCCCAUCUUGCGGACCGUAUAUGGUAUGAACCGAAUUCCAAAGACUCGUGCUUGAAAUGCGUCAGUUGCCCUUCAGCUGCAUUCGGAGUUGAAGAGCGAGAUCCAAGAGUGAUAGGUAUGUUAGCAUAUGCUGGCUUCUUGGGGGUAGAGCACAUUGCUCGUAUGAAGGUGGAUCAUAGUUUAAUAUGCGCUUUGGUGGAGAGAUGGAGGCCGGAGACACAUACUUUCCAUCUUCCAUUCGGUGAGGUCGGCAUUAGUCUACAAGAUGUGGCGAUGAUCCUUGGUUUGCCCAUUCGGGGUAUGCCCCUCAGUGGUCCAACCGUUAAGGGUAAGGCUCAGUGGAUCGACCUGUGCACGCAGUCGUGUGGUUUCACUCCUCUAGAGACUGAUAUGCGCACGAGUGAUAUCACCAUGAGUGCUCUUACCCGUCACCAGAUCCUACCUGACAGUACAGACGAAGAGGUCACCGAACACACCAGAACCCUAUUAUGGCAAUUGCUUGGAGGCCUUUUGUUCCCUGACACGAGUGGGACAAGAAUACGAUUAUACUUUUUGGAGGUCUUGCAGGGUGACUUGGCUUUAGCCUGUCGAUGGAGUUGGGGAUCAGCGGUUCUCGGGUACUUCUACCAUAACUUGUGCAACGGCGCCAAGUGGGAAACCAAACAAGUUGGCGGUUGUAUGCACUUGUUACAGAUUUGGGCUUGGUCGAGGAUUUCGAUGGUCCGUCCCUCAGUAGUUCAGGUCAUUCAACAUGACCAUCUUCCAUAUGGGUGCAGGUGGAUCGUCCCCAAGUCAUAUAAGGGAUCCCCAAGACACUGCACACGCCUGUACCGGGAUGACCUAGACCGAAUGAGUGAGAGUCAGUUUGAUUUCACUCCCUACGCGUCCGAGGAACUCCCACCUAUCAUCCUUAAUGACGCUCCGCUUUGGUCGGCUAGGGUCAUGCUCAUAUUUUGCAAUAUGGCCGAAAUGCAUUACCCCGAUCGAUUUCUUCGGCAGUUCCAUAUAAGGCAAGAUACUCCGGAUGCUCCUUUGGCGGGUACUGAUCAUCACGGCAAUCGUUCCAACAUAGUAACCGGUGCCUUGGCGUUGUGGGCGGACAUACAACAUAAUAUAUACUUUCUUGAUUAUGAUCGACAUAUGUCCGUCGAAGCAACUAAGAGGUACCGAAAAUGGUACCAGAAGCAUGGUAUGACACGUGUCCAGAACCCUUCUCACAAUGUGCCCACGACAGGCAACAUCCGACAUCACACGAUUGGGGUAUUGUGAGGCAGAGCUUUUACGAGCUGAAUCAGCUCUUAGCCGACCGCGCAAGUCAUGAGGACUGUCAAAAACGACUACGGCGGAUGGCCCUGGACGUAGGUGAUGAAGAGAUGCUCCGCCGGGGCAUAUUCCAUUAUGAAGAUGAAGAUGAAAGUGGAAGUGACGAAGAGGAUGAUGCAGAUGAACAUGAAGGUGGGGGUGAGCACUCACAAUCGCCCCCUCAAUUUUCAACACGUGAGGGUGUCUCAUUUGAUCAACCACCCCCUCAAUUCUCAACGCAUCAAGGUGUCUCAUUUGAUCAACCACCGCCGUAUUAUGAUUCUUAUCAGUACUCCACACAAGCGGUUGAUUAUGUUGAUUCAUUUAUGGAUCCGUCGUCGUUUUACUAUGGAGACACAAUGGGGCCUUGGAACACUAGCGGUGGGGACGGAGCAGGGCCGAG